Messenger RNA from Neopsephotus bourkii (Bourke's parrot), 1457 nucleotides. RefSeq names its product opioid receptor delta 1 (gene OPRD1). Gene Ontology annotation, molecular function: neuropeptide binding; G protein-coupled enkephalin receptor activity. Gene Ontology annotation, biological process: neuropeptide signaling pathway; G protein-coupled opioid receptor signaling pathway. The record is from RefSeq and is a predicted model, not a curated record. Bases 143 to 1243 code for a protein of 366 amino acids. Gene Ontology annotation, cellular component: membrane; neuron projection. The transcript is spliced from 3 exons. NCBI's taxonomy places the organism in Eukaryota, Metazoa, Chordata, Aves, Psittaciformes, Psittacidae.
CAGGCAGGGGUGGGGGCAGCGCCGGGCACGUGGCUCGGGGGACACGCCGGGGGUAUAAAACGUCCCCGUCCGCCGCGCAGGGAGAGAGGCGGUGGCUGCCGCCGGGAGGGGGACUCGAACCCGCGGCCCUCGGCUGAGGGCAAUGGAGCUGCCCACGGCUGCCGGCACCGCCUGGGGCAACGGCACCGCCUGGGGCAACGGCACCGCCUGGGGCCCCCUGCCCGGAGCCAACGCCACGGAGGCAGCGCAAGCCAAGAACGCCACCUCCAUCCUCAUCGCCAUCGUCAUCACCGCGCUCUACUCCGUGGUGUGCGUGGUGGGGCUGCUGGGCAACGUCCUGGUCAUGUACGGCAUCGUCAGGUACACCAAGAUGAAGACAGCCACCAACAUCUACAUCUUCAACUUGGCCCUGGCAGAUGCACUGGCCACCAGCACCCUGCCCUUCCAGAGCGCCAAGUACCUGAUGGAGACCUGGCCCUUUGGGAAGCUGCUCUGCAAAGUCGUGCUCUCCAUUGACUACUACAACAUGUUCACCAGCAUCUUCACCCUCACCAUGAUGAGUGUGGACCGCUAUGUUGCUGUGUGCCACCCGGUCAAGGCCUUGGAUUUCCACACGCCAGCCAAAGCCAAGAUCAUCAACGUCUGCAUCUGGGUGCUCUCCUCCCUCAUCGGGGUGCCCAUCAUGGUCAUGGCUGUCACCAAGUCAAAAGACGGAAUGGUGCUGUGCACGCUCCAGUUUCCCGACCCUCCCAUCUACUGGGACACCAUGACCAAGAUCUGCGUCUUCAUCUUUGCCUUCAUGGUCCCCAUCUUGGUCAUCACCAUCUGCUACGGGCUGAUGAUCCUGCGCCUGAAGAGCGUCCGCCUCCUUUCGGGCUCCAAGGAGAAGGACCGCAACCUGCGGCGCAUCACGCGCAUGGUGCUGGUGGUGGUGGCCGCCUUCAUCAUCUGCUGGACGCCCAUCCACAUCUUCGUCAUCGUCUGGACGCUGGUGGACAUCGACAAGAAGAAUCCCUACGUGGUGGCCAGCCUGCACUUCUGCAUCGCCCUGGGUUACACCAACAGCAGCCUCAACCCCGUCCUUUACGCUUUCCUGGAUGAGAACUUCAAGAGGUGCUUCCGAGAGUUCUGCCUGCCUUUCCGAGCCCGCCUGGAGCAGAGCAGCUUCUCCCGGGCCAGGAACAGCACGCGGGAGCGCGUCUCCACGUGCACCCCUUCGGAAGCCCGCCCCAAGCCGGCAUGACUAGGCGUGGGCAGCCUCCAGCGGGGCUGCCGGGGCCACGGGGGGGAUGACCUGCGCUCGGAAGUCACCCAGGUCACCACCACGGAGCUGUAGCAGAGCGGUGCCCGGGCCCUGCGGGGGCUUCAGGCUCACAGCGAGGGCGAGUGACUGGAAAGGGUUUCUCCAUCCCGGAGAAGCAGGGACGAGGGGGGCAGGACUCACAGAGCGAUGGAGG